Molecule: messenger RNA, 1645 nt
Organism: Blastomyces gilchristii SLH14081
Lineage: Eukaryota; Fungi; Ascomycota; Eurotiomycetes; Onygenales; Ajellomycetaceae
Product: aldoxime dehydratase
Exons: 1
Coding region: 292-1371 (359 amino acids)
Source: RefSeq, a predicted model, not a curated record
CUCAAACCCCUUCAGGCGGACCCUGACAGGCCUAUCACACCGAGAGGCUCUGAGGGAAUCCCAAGCGGAUGGCGACAGUCUUCCUAAAUACCCAUAGAACCAUUGGCUCUGUCCACCAGAAGCGGGGAUCUCUUUAUUGUGCUCCAGAGGACCCCCCUAUUAAUACCAGACGCCCAUCUUUUAUUGGGCUGUAGUGACGUGAAAAAUCGUGGAACACCAACAACUCGUGAUUUUAUCGAAGACUGCUUUCCAUUAUCUCACUCGAAGAGUUUACCCCGCACAAAGCACAAAAUGCUCGAGUCUGCUAUCCCUGAACAUCUCCUGCAAGAGAGGACGAGGCCCGUUAACACGCCACCGAAUUUUAAUCCGCCCUUCCCAGCGUACUCUGCCCGGUUCCCAAAAUGCACAAAGGACCUAGUUAUGGCAGUCGUCGGUGCCCAGUACUCCACACCCACCGAUGAAGACGGAUUAGCAAUGUCCACGGUGUCGGGAUUUAUCAACAAUCCAACUGCUGCUGGGAAGAAGCCAUCGUUUUGGGAGUCAGCAUCCGUGACUGAUAAUCGGGGGGCAUACAACAUUGCUGUCCUUGCUUACUGGCCUGAUAAGGGAUCUUACACGGAAUGGGCAACUACCAGCGGAUUCCAGACCUGGUGGGAUACGCUGGACCCUGAAACACAGCGCCACGGGUGGUUUCUAGAGGUAUUUUUCCCGACAAUUGAUCGGUUCGAAACCGUCUUUUCAGACAACGAAGUCCCAGAGGGUGCGGCACAUAUGAGCGAAAGUGUCAGUGGUCCUCUCAGGGAACAUGUGUUUUGGGGUAGCAUGCGCGACCGUUUACCCAUCGCACAAACGGAUGAGCUCGUGGGUGAGAGCGGCAACACAGCGAACAAGCCCACGAACUCUGUUCUACGACGCCGUAUCCGCGUGGGCGGCAAGCAAAACUUCGCAGUCAUUCGCUCGGGUCAAGACUGGUCGAACACUCGCCCUGAGGAGCGAAAGUUGUAUGUCGAAACCAUGCAUCCCGUCCUCACCAAAGGGAUGGACUUUCUUCGCGACCAUGGCGAAGAUGUGGGGUGCUAUAGCUGUCGGUUCAUGGACAUUGUCGAUCCUGUCUCUCACAAAGCUGAUAAGGAAAGGACUUUUGGCCUUGCUUUCUUUGACGACCUUAGCUCACUGGAAGGAUGGAGCAAAAGCCAUCAGACGCAUAUUAAUAUUUUUGGGGGCUUCUUGAAGUACGCGAAGUCGCUGGACAACAAUAUCAGCCUGCGUCUGUUCCACGAAGUAUUGGUUCUAAAGCCGGAGCAACAAUUGUUCGAAUACCUUGGGUGCCAUGAGAAUUCUGGGAUGCUGGUUUCUUUGGGCGCUACAUAGUAACUAGUUAGAGUUUCACGAUAUCAACUCAGGAGUCAGUUGAAAGAUGUAGGAGUAGUUUAAAGUUUAUGUCUCGAGUUUCAAAAUAAUCAUAUUGUUCGCCCGCCUACCCACGUUAUCAGCAUGGAGAUGUUUUUCUUUCUUUUCCAAAAGAGUUCAUCAAUAUCUGACGCUGGAAAUCUCGCUGUCCUGGUGGAAAGUCCGAUCUUCAAACCACACUUUCCUGGGCUGGUGUGAGCAACAGUAUCGAACACAGGCCAAACGGCCCCACGUU